This is a messenger RNA of Bipolaris sorokiniana ND90Pr, 902 nucleotides long. RefSeq lists its product as uncharacterized. The coding region runs from base 189 to 662 and encodes 157 amino acids. NCBI's taxonomy places the organism in Eukaryota, Fungi, Ascomycota, Dothideomycetes, Pleosporales, Pleosporaceae. The record is from RefSeq and is a predicted model, not a curated record. The transcript is spliced from 2 exons.
AUAUAUUCUGGUGUGUGCUUGUUUGAACGGAGGGUUUUCCUUUCUUCCUUUCUAGUUCACUUGUGUGAAGAAAUACAACUGAUACCCAUCCACGACCUAUAUUACAAUACUAUUCCAUAUAUAUACGACAACCUAAGACGCAUAUCUUUUUCUUCUUUCUUAUUGAACACAUCGCAAGCAUAUUCAAAAUGACAGACAACAAGCAGCAACCAAAAACCUACAAGCAAGCCGCAAAUGACUACUACAACCAAAAAUACGAAACUUGGAUGCCCUGGAUCGAAGACCAGUAUCUAAAAUGGUUCACAAAAGAUAACAAGGCCAGCUACGCCGCCAAACAAAACCUUGACAAAACAAAGGUAACCGGCAUCUCGCAAGUCGACAACCUCCAAGACGGCGUCAACGGCCUCGUAACGGGCCAAGUAGGCCAAGGCGGUCUCGCACAACCCAUCGGCGACACCUUAUCGAAAGAAGGAAUCAAUCGUGCUGAGCGUGGCGGCAAGGACGAGCAAGGACGGUCGCUUGAGGGACAAGGACCCUUGGGCGGGUAUGGACAGAGUGCUGUGGAGGGGGUGAAGGGGGGUGCGGGGAGUGUGGCUGAGGGUGCGAAGAGUGCGGGGGGUUGGGUUGGGGGAUGGGUUGGUGGAGGGGGCGCGAAGAAAUAGAUGUGUAGGGGGUGAGUGUAAUACUGUGACGACUUGAUACCUUUGGAGGAGGAGGAAGAUAAUGCUUUGAGAUAUAUAUAUGUUGUAGCGAUAGGGCAGUUUUGCUUUGCAAGUGUAGUUUAAUCGAGCUUUUUUUCUUUUUACUUUUUGAUAUGACAGUUUUGUGUAGUGCCCUGGAACACAGCUGGCGGGUUGAUUUGUAGCGAUUUUGAUCACUUUCAUCCCGAUUAGAGUCUGGAU